Clunio marinus is the source of this 525-nucleotide messenger RNA. NCBI's taxonomy places the organism in Eukaryota, Metazoa, Arthropoda, Insecta, Diptera, Chironomidae. The record is from the annotation of a GenBank genome assembly.
AUGUAUCAAGGCCCCGAAGACAAUGAUGAUAAACAAAAACUUUACAAUUUUUGGCAAAUCUUCACAAUAUUCACUCCAUCACUUUCACUUACAUUAAGAAUGUUAAAUUCAAUGACAGUCCUUGACCUGAACAAAUUAAUUCAAUCAUUCGUAUCAAAAGCAAACACAAAAUCACGAGACUUUAUUGUUGUACCGAGAAAUCUCAUAGUAGAACUAAACGCGUUAGAAAAACAGACGGACGAAAAUUAUUUUGAAAAUCUAAAAAAUCACAGAUGGGCACGAAGGAUGAACACGAAUGCUUACCCCGCCGUGUUUUUCAUGGGAAAAUUGUCUUCACAGCAUUGGAAAUGUUCACUAAGUUUCAUAGCUUCUGUUGAGGAGAUAUUCUUCGUGUCACUAACACUGUUACAAGUCAAAGUGGAGAAUAUUUCCGCCUUCUCCGCUAAAAGAAUUUCUCCACCAAGAAGUGACAACACAUGGCAAUGUCAUACUGCAUGUUUACGGAAUUCAAAUUUUAUGGCGUAA